AUGACCACAUCAGCAAGCACAUUUACACCAACAGUCCAGAGUUCCUCCACUAGUACAAGCAUUUCCAAAACUUCUUCAAUGGUAACAUUCACUGCAACUCCUUCAACAAGUUCUCCAACAUCCAAAACAACAUCAACCACGUUUAGUCCUCCACCUGGAUGUGUUUGCAGUUGGUCAGAUUGGCUGGACUUUGGUGGCCCAACAACAGGUCCUAACGGUGGUGCAGUAAUACCAAUUGAAAAAAUUACUGACACCUAUCCUUUCCUCUGCAAACUACCAGUACAAAUGGAAUGUAGGGCAAAGCUUUUCCCUGGACUCCCUUUAUCACAACUUGGCCAGACAGUAAAAUGUAAUCCAAAAGACGGAUUGAUUUGCUUAAAUAGAAACCAAGGCCUCACACAGCGGUGCUUUGAUUAUGAGAUCAGAGUGCUCUGUUGUGAUGGAAAUUGUGUCAGCCUCUCAACACACGCACCACUUUCAGCCACCACUAAAGUGUCAUCAACAAGCACAUCCACAUCAGCAAUUACAUCAACACCAACAGUCCAGAGUUCCACCACUAGCAUAAGCAUUUCUUCUACUUUAACAUCCACUCCAACUCCUUCAACAAGUUCUCCAACUUCCACAACACCAAAAUCAACCGUGUUUAGUCCUCCUCCUGGAUGUGUUUGCAGUUGGUCAGAUUGGCUGGACUUUGGUGGCCCAACAACAGGUCCUAACGGUGGUGCAGUAAUACCGAUUGAAAAAAUAACUGAUACCCAUUCUUCCCUAUGCAAAAUACCAAUACAAGUGGAAUGUCGGGCAAAACAUUUCCCAGGACUCCCUCUUUCACAACUUGGCCAGACAGUGAAAUGUGACACAAAAGAUGGAUUAGUUUGCUUGAAUAAAAACCAAGGCCUCACACAGCAGUGCGUUGACUUUGAGAUCAGAGUGCUCUGUUGUGAUGGAAAUUGUGGCAGCCUCUCAACACAUGCACCAAUUUCAGCCACCACUAGAGUGUCAUCAACAAGCAUGACCACAUCAGCAAGUACAUCAACACCAACAGUCCAGAGUUCCACCACUAGCACAAUCACUUCUUCUCCUGUAACAUCUGCUCCAACUCCUUCAACAAGUUCUUCAACUUCCACAACACCAAAAUCAACCACUUUUAAUCCUUCUCCUGGAUGUGUUUGCAGUUGGUCAGAUUGGUUGGACUUCGGAGGCCCAACAACAGGUCAAAACGGUGGUGAAUCAAUUCCAAUCAAAAAAAUAACUGAUACCUACCCUUCCCUCUGCAAAGUACCAACACAAGUGGAAUGUCGCGCAAGACGUUUUACUGGCCUCUCUCUUUCACAGCUUGGCCAGACAGUGACCUGUGAUACAAAAAAUGGAUUAGUUUGCUUGAAUAAAAACCAAAGCAUCUCACAGCGGUGCUUUGACUAUGAGAUCAGAGUGCUCUGCUGUGAUGGAAACUGUAGCAGCAUCCCAACACAUACACCACUUCCAACCACCACUAGAGUGUCAUCAACAAGCAUGACCACAUCAGCAAGCACAUUUACACCAACAGUCCUGAGUUCUUCUAGAACAAGCAUUUCCAAAAUGUCUUCAAUGAUAACAUCCACUGCAACUCCUACAACAAGUUCUCAAACUUUCACCACACCAAAAUCAACCAAGUUUAGUCCUCCUCCUGGGUGUGUUUGCAGUUGGUCAGAUUGGCUGGACUUUGGUGGCCCAGCAACAGGUCCUAACGGUGGUGAAUUUAUUCCAAUUGAAAAAAUUACAGACACCUAUCCAUCCCUCUGCAAAGUACCAUUACAAAUGGAAUGUCGGGCAAAACUUUUCCCUGGACUCCCUUUAUCACAGCUUGGCCAGACAGUGAAAUGUAAUGCAAAAGAUGGAUUGAUUUGCUUAAAUAGAAACCAAGGCCUCGUACAGCGGUGCUUUGAUUAUGAGAUCAGAGUGCUCUGUUGUGAUGGAAACUGUGGCAGCCUCCCAACACAUGAACCACUUUCAGCCACCACUAAAGUGUCAUCAACAAGCACAUCCACAUCAGCAAGUACAUCAACACCAACAGUCCAGAGUUCCACCACUAGCACAAGCACUUCUUCUCCUGUAACAUCCACUCCAACUCAUUCAACAAGUUCUUCAACUUCCACAACACCAAAAUCAACCACUGUUAAUCCUCCUCCUGGAUGUGUUUGCAGUUGGUCAGAUUGGCUGGACUUCGGAGGCCCAACAACAGGUCAAAACGGUGGUGAAUCAAUUCCAAUAAAAAAAAUAACUGACACCUAUCCUUCCCUCUGCAAAGUACCAACACAAGUGGAAUGUCACGCAAGACGUUUUCCUGGACUCCCUCUUUCAGAGCUUGGCCAGACAGUGAAAUGUGAUACAAAAGAUGGAUUAGUUUGCUUGAAUAGAAACCAAGGCCUUGCACAGCGGUGCUUUGAUUAUGAGAUCAGAGUGCUCUGUUGUGAUGGAAACUGUAGCAGCCUCCCAACACAUGCACCACUUCCAACCACCACUAGGGUGUCAUCAACAAGCAUGACCACAUCAGCAAGCACAUCCACACCAACAGUCCAGAGUUCCUCCACUAGCACAAGCUUUUCUUCUACUGUAAAAUCGACUCCAACUCCUUCAACAAGUUCUUCAACUUCCACAACAACAAUAUCAACCACAUUUAGUCCUCCACCUGGAUGUGUUUGCAGUUGGUCAGAUUGGCUGGACUUUGGUGGCCCAACCACUGGUCCUGAUAGUGGGGCAGUAAUACCAAUUGAAAAAAUAACUGAUACCUACCCUUCCCUCUGCAAAGUACCAGUACAAAUGGAAUGUCGGGCAAAACUUUUCCCUGGACUUCCUUUAUCACAGCUUGGCCAGACAGUGAAAUGUAAUGCAAAAGAUGGAUUGAUUUGCUUAAACAGAAACCAAGGCCUCGUACAGCGGUGCUUUGACUUUGAGAUCAGAGUGCUCUGUUGUGAUGGAAACUGUGGCAGCUUCCCAACACAUGAACCACUUUCAGCCACGACUAAAGUGUCAUCAACAAGCACAUCCACAUCAGCAAGUACAUCAACACCAACAGUCCAAAGUUCCACCACUAGCACAAGCAUUUCUUUCACUGUAACAUCCACUCCAACUCAUUCAACAAGUUCUUCAACUUCCACAACACCAAAAUCAACCACUUUUAAUCCUUCUCCUGGAUGUGUUUGCAGUUGGUCAGAUUGGUUGGACUUCGGAGGCCCAACAACAGGUCAAAACGGUGGUGAAUUAAUUCCAAUUAAAAAAAUAACUGAUACCUAUCCUUCCCUCUGCAAAGUACCAACACAAGUGGAAUGUCGCACAAGACGUUUUCCUGGAUUCCCUCUUUCAGCACUUGGCCAGACAGUGAAAUGUGAUGCAAAAGAUGGAUUAGUUUGCUUGAAUAAAAACCAAGGCCUCUCACAGCGGUGCUUUGAUUAUGAGAUCAGAGUGCUCUGUUGUGAUGGAAACUGUAGCAGCAUCCCAACACAUACACCACUUCCAACCACCACUAGAGUGUCAUCAACAAGCAUGACCACAUCAGCAAGCACAUUUACAACAACAGUCCAGAGUUCUUCUAGUACAAGCAUUUCCAAAACGUCUUCAAUGGUAACAUCCACUACAACUCCUUCAACAAGUUCUCCAACUUCCACCACACCAAAAUCAACCAUGUUUAGUCCUCCUCCUGGGUGUGUUUGCAAUUGGUCAGAUUGGCUGGACUUUGGUGGCCCAACAACAGGUCCUAAUGGUGGUGCAGUAAUAACGAUUGAAAAAAUAACUGAUACCUAUUCUUCCCUAUGCAAAAUACCAAUACAAGUGGAAUGUCGGGCAAAACAUUUCCCAGGACUCCCUCUUUCACAACUUGGCCAGACAGUGAAAUGUGACACAAAAGAUGGAUUAGUUUGCUUGAAUAAAAACCAAGGCCUCACACAGCAGUGCGUUGACUUUGAGAUCAGAGUGCUCUGUUGUGAUGGAAAUUGUGGCAGCCUCUCAACACAUGCACCACUUUCAGCCACCACUAAAGUGUCAUCAACAAGCACAUCCACAUCAGCAAUUACAUCAACACCAACAGUCCAGAGUUCCACCACUAGCACAAGCUUUUCUUCUACUUUAACAUCCACCCCAACUCCUUCAACAAGUUCUCCAACUUCCACAACACCAAAAUCAACCGUGUUUAGUCCUCCUCCUGGAUGUGUUUGCAGUUGGUCAGAUUGGCUGGACUUUGGAGGCCCAACAACAGGUCAUAAUGGUGGUGAAAUAAUACCAAUUAAAAAAAUAACUGAUACCUAUCCAUCCCUCUGCAAAGUACCAAUGCAAGUGAAAUGUCGGGCAAAACGUUUUCCCGGACUCCCUCUUUCAGAGCUUGGCCAGACAGUGAAAUGUAAUCCAAAAGAUGGAUUAGUUUGCUUGAAUAAAGACCAAGGCCUCACACAGCGGUGCUUUGACUAUGAGAUCCGAGUGCUCUGUUGUGAUGGAAACUGUGGCAUCCUCCCAACACAUGCACCACUUCCAACCACCACUAGGGUGUCAUCAACAAGCACAUCCACAUCAGCAAGUACAUCAACACCAACCAUCCAUAGUUCCAGCACUAGCACAAGCAUUUCUUCCACUGUAACAUCCACUCCAACUCCUCCAACAAGUUAUUCAACUUCCACAACACCAAAAUCGACCACUUUUAAUCCUUCUCCUGGAUGUGUUUGCAGUUGGUCAGAUUGGCUGAACUUCGGAGGCCCAACAACAGGUCCUAACGGUGGUGAAUUUAUUCCAAUUGAAAAAAUUACAGACACCUAUCCAUCCCUCUGCAAAGUACCAGUACAAAUGGAAUGUCGGGCAAAACUUUUCCCUGGACUCCCUUUAUCACAGCUUGGCCAGACAGUGAAAUGUAAUGCAAAAGAUGGAUUGAUUUGCUUAAACAGAAACCAAGGCCUCGUACAGCGGUGCUUUGACUAUGAGAUCAGAGUGCUCUGUUGUGAUGGAAACUGUGGCAGCCUCCCAACACAUGAACCACUUUCAGCCACGACUAAAGUGUCAUCAACAAGCACAUCCACAUCAGCAAGUACAUCAACACCAACAGUCCAGAGUUCCACCACUAGCACAAGCACUUCUUCUCCUGUAACAUCCACUCCAACUCAUUCAACAAGUUCUUCAACUUCCACAACACCAAAAUCAACCACUGUUAAUCCUCCUCCUGGAUGUGUUUGCAGUUGGUCAGAUUGGCUGGACUUCGGAGGCCCAACAACAGGUCAAAACGGUGGUGAAUCAAUUCCAAUAAAAAAAAUAACUGACACCUAUCCUUCCCUCUGCAAAGUACCAACACAAGUGGAAUGUCACGCUAGACGUUUUCCUGGACUCCCUCUUUCAGAGCUUGGCCAGACAGUGAAAUGUGAUACAAAAGAUGGAUUAGUUUGCUUGAAUAGAAACCAAGGCCUUGCACAGCGGUGCUUUGAUUAUGAGAUCAGAGUGCUCUGUUGUGAAGGAAACUGUAGCAGCCUCCCAACACAUGCACCACUUCCAACCACCACUAGGGUGUCACCAACAAGCAUGACCACAUCAGCAAGCACAUCCACACCAACAGUCCAGAGUUCCUCCACUAGCACAAGCUUUUCUUCUACUGUAACAUCGACUCCAACACCUUCAACAAGUUCUUCAACUUCCACAACAACAAUAUCAACCACAUUUAGUCCUCCACCUGGAUGUGUUUGCAGUUGGUCAGAUUGGCUGGACUUUGGUGGCCCAGCAACAAGUCAUAAUGGUGGUGAAUUAAUACCAAUUAAAAAAACAACUGAUACCUAUCCAUCCCUCUGCAAAGUACCAAUGCAAGUGAAAUGUCGGGCAAAACUUUUCCCUGGACUUCCUUUAUCACAGCUUGGUCAGACAGUGAAAUGUAAUCCAAAAGAUGGAUUAGUUUGCUUGAAUAAAGACCAAGGCCUCACACAGCGGUGCUUUGACUAUGAGAUCCGAGUGCUCUGUUGUGAUGGAAACUGUGGCAGCCUCCCAACACAUGCACCACUUCCAACCACCACUAGGGUGUCAUCAACAAGCACAUCCACAUCAGCAAGCACAUCAACACCAACAGUCCAAAGUUCCACCACUAGCACAAGCAUUUCUUUCACUGUAACAUCCACUCCAACUCAUUCAACAAGUUCUUCAACUUCCACAACACCAAAAUCAACCACUGUUAAUCCUCCUCCUGGAUGUGUUUGCAGUUGGUCAGAUUGGCUGGACUUCGGAGGCCCAACAACAGGUCAAAACGGUGGUGAAUCAAUUCCAAUUAAAAAAAUAACUGACACCUAUCCUUCCCUCUGCAAAGUACCAACACAAGUGGAAUGUCACGCUAGACGUUUUCCUGGACUCCCUCUUUCAGAGCUUGGCCAGACAGUGAAAUGUGAUACAAAAGAUGGAUUAGUUUGCUUGAAUAGAAACCAAGGCCUUGCACAGCGGUGCUUUGAUUAUGAGAUCAGAGUGCUCUGUUGUGAUGGAAACUGUAGCAGCCUCCCAACACAUGCACCACUUCCAACCACCACUAGGGUGUCAUCAACAAGCAUGACCACAUCAGCAAGCACAUCCACACCAACAGUCCAGAGUUCCUCCACUAGCACAAGCUUUUCUUCUACUGUAAAAUCGACUCCAACACCUUCAACAAGUUCUUCAACUUCCACAACAACAAUAUCAACCACAUUUAGUCCUCCACCUGGAUGUGUUUGCAGUUGGUCAGAUUGGCUGGACUUUGGUGGCCCAACCACUGGUCCUGAUAGUGGGGCAGUAAUACCAAUUGAAAAAAUAACUGAUACCUACCCUUCCCUCUGCAAAGUACCAGUACAAGUGAAAUGUCGGGCAAAACUUUUCCCUGGACUUCCUUUAUCACAGCUUGGCCAGACAGUGAAAUGUAAUGCAAAAGAUGGAUUGAUUUGCUUAAAUAGAAACCAAGGCCUCGUACAGCGGUGCUUUGACUAUGAGAUCAGAGUGCUCUGUUGUGAUGGAAAUUGUGGCAGCCUCCCAACACAUGCACCACUUCCAACCACCACUAGGGUGUCAUCAACAAGCACAUCCACAUCAGCAAGCACAUCCACACCAACAGUCCAAAGUUCCACCACUAGCACAAGCAUUUCUUCUAUUGUAACGUUCACUGCAACUCCUUCAAAAAGUUCUCCAACUCCCACAAUAAAAUCAACCACAUUUAGUCCUCCUCCUGGAUGUGUUUGCAGUUGGUCAGAUUGGCUGGACUUUGGAGGCCCAACAACAGGUCAUAAUGGUGGUGAUCUAAUACCAAUUAAAAAAAUAACUGAUACCUAUCCAUCCCUCUGCAAAGUACCAAUGCAAGUGAAAUGUCGGGCAAAACGUUUUCCCGGACUCCCUCUUUCAGAGCUUGGCCAGACAGUGAAAUGUAAUCCAAAAGAUGGAUUAGUUUGCUUGAAUAAAGACCAAGGCCUCACACAGCGGUGCUUUGACUAUGAGAUCAGAGUGCUCUGUUGUGAUGGAAACUGUGGCAUCCUCCCAACACAUGCACCACUUCCAACCACCACUAGGGUGUCAUCAACAAGCACAUCCACAUCAGCAAGUACAUCAACACCAACCAUCCAUAGUUCCAGCACUAGCACAAACAUUUCUUCCACUGUAACAUCCACUCCAACUCCUCCAACAAGUUAUUCAACUUCCACAACACCAAAAUCGACCACUUUUAAUCCUUCUCCUGGAUGUGUUUGCAGUUGGUCGGAUUGGCUGGACUUCGGAGGCCCAACAACAGGUCAAAACGGUGGUGAAUCAAUUCCAAUUAAAAAAAUAACUGAUACCUACCCUUCCCUCUGCAAAGUACCAACACAAGUGGAAUGUCGCGCAAGACGUUUUACUGGCCUCUCUCUUUCACAGCUUGGCCAGACAGUGACCUGUGAUACAAAAAAUGGAUUAGUUUGCUUGAAUAAAAACCAAAGCAUCUCACAGCGGUGCUUUGACUAUGAGAUCAGAGUGCUCUGCUGUGAUGGAAACUGUAGCAGCAUCCCAACACAUACACCACUUCCAACCACCACUAGAGUGUCAUCAACAAGCAUGACCACAUCAGCAAGCACAUUUACACCAACAGUCCUGAGUUCUUCUAGAACAAGCAUUUCCAAAAUGUCUUCAAUGAUAACAUCCACUGCAACUCCUACAACAAGUUCUCAAACUUUCACCACACCAAAAUCAACCAAGUUUAGUCCUCCUCCUGAAUGUGUUUGCAGUUGGUCAGAUUGGCUGGACUUUGGAGGCCCAACAACAGGUCCUAACGGUGGUGAAUUUAUUCCAAUUGAAAAGAUAACUGACACUUAUCCUUCCCUCUGCAAAGUACCAAUGCAGGUGGAAUGUCGGGCAAAAAGUUUCCCAGGACUCCCUCUUUCAGAGCUUGGCCAAGUGGUGAAAUGUAAUGCAAAAGAUGGAUUAGUUUGCUUAAAUAAAAACCAAGGCCUCACACAGCGGUGCUUUGAUUAUGAGAUCAGAGUCCUCUGUUGUGAUGGAAACUGUGGCAGCCUCCCAACACAUACACCACUUCCAGCAACCACUAUAGUGUCAUCAACAAUCAUGACCAAAUCAGUUAGCACAUCAACACCAACAGUGCAGAGCUCCUCUAAUAGUACAAGCACUUCUACAACUCCCACAACUGCAAAAUCUACUAAAACUUCGUCAACAAGUUCUCCAACUUCCACAACACCAAAAUCAACCACGUUUAGUCCUCCUCCUGGAUGUGUUUGUAGUUGGUCAGAUUGGCUGGACUUUGGAGGCCCAACAACAGGUCCUAACGGUGGUGAAUUUAUUCCAAUUGAAAAAAUUACUGACACCUAUCCAUCCCUAUGCAAAGUACCAGUACAAAUGGAAUGUCGGGCAAAACGUUUUCCAGGACUUCCUCUUUCACAGCUUGGUCAGACAGUGAAAUGUAAUGCAAAAGAUGGAUUAGUUUGCUUGAAUAAAAACCAAGGCCUCGUACAGCGGUGCUUUGACUAUGAGAUCAGAGUGCUCUGUUGUGAUGGAAACUGUAUUAGCCUCCCAACACAUGCACCACUUCCAACCACCACUAGUAUCUCAUCAACAAGCAUGUCAACAUCAGCAAGCACGUCAACACCAACAGUCCAGACUUCCUCCCCUCAUACAAGCAUUUCCAAAACUUCUUCAAUGUUCACGUCCACUGCAACUCCUUCAACAAGUUCUCCAACUUCCACAACAAAAUCAACCACAUUUAGUCCUCCUCCUGGAUGUGUUUGCAGUUGGUCAGAUUGGCUGGACUUUGGAGGCCCAACAACAGGUCCUAACGGUGGUGAAUUUAUUCCAAUUGAAAAAAUUACAGACACCUAUCCAUCCCUCUGCAAAGUACCAGUACAAAUGGAAUGUCGGGCAAAACUUUUCCCUGGACUCCCUUUAUCACAGCUUGGUCAGACAGUGAAAUGUAAUGCAAAAGAUGGAUUGAUUUGCUUAAAUAGAAACCAAGGCCUCUUACAACGGUGCUUUGACUAUGAGAUCAGAGUGCUCUGUUGUGAUGGAAACUGUGGUAGCCACCCAAAUCAUACACCACUUCCAAGCACCACUAGGGUGUCAUCAAGUAGCAUGUCCACAUCAGCAAGCACAUCAACACCAACAGUCCAGACUUCCUCCACUAGUACAAACAUUUCAUCUUCUUCAACAGUAACAUCCACUGCAACAUUUUUUAGUACUCCAACUUCCACGACACCAAAAUCAACCACGUUUAGUCAUCCUGCUGGGUGUGUUUGUAGUUGGUCAGAUUGGCUGGACUUCGGUGCCCCAACAACAGGUCCUAACAGUGGUGAAUUAAUUCCAAUUGAAAAGAUAACUGACACUUAUCCUUCCCUCUGUAAAGUACCAAUGCAAGUGGAAUGUCGGGCAAAACGUUUCCCAGGACUCUCUCUUUCAGAGCUUGGCCAGGUGGUGAAAUGUGAUGCAAAAGAUGGAUUAGUUUGCUUAAAUAAAAACCAAGCCCUCACACAACGGUGCUUUGACUAUGAGAUCAGAGUGUUCUGUUGUGAUGGAAACUGUAGCAGCCUCCCAACACAUGCACCACUUCCAGCAACCACUAUAGUGUCAUCAACAAUCAUGAACACAUCAAUUAGCACAUCAACACCAACAGCGCAGAGCUCCUCUACUAGUACAAGCACUUUUACAACUCCCACAAUUGCAGCAUCUACUAAAACUUCAUCAACAAGUUCUCCAAUUUCCACAAAACCAAAAUCAACCACUUUUAAUCCCCCUCUUGGAUGUGUUUGCAGUUGGUCAGACUGGAUGGACUUUGGAGGCCCAACAACAGGUCCUAAUGGUGGUGAAUUAAUUCCAAUUGAAAAAAUAACUGACACCUAUUCAUCCAUCUGCAAAGUACCAAUGCAAGUGGAAUGUCAUGCAAAACAUUUUCCAGGACUUCCUCUUUUACAGCUUGGCCAGACAGUGAAAUGUAAUACAAAAGAUGGAUUGAUUUGCUUAAAUAAAAACCAAGGCCUCACACAGCGGUGCUUUGACUAUGAGAUCAGAGUGCUCUGUUGUGAUGGAAACUGUAGCAGCCUCCCAACACAUGCACCACUUUCAACCACCACUAGUGUCUCAUCAACAAGCAUGACAACAUCAGCAAGCACGUCAACACCAACAGUCCAGAAUUCCUCCACUAGUACAAGAAGUUCCACAACUUCUUCAAUGGUAACGUUCACUACAACUCCUUCAAAAAGUUCUCCAACUUCCACAACAAAAUCAACAACGUUAAGUCCUCAUCCUGGAUGUGUUUGCAGUUGGUCAGAUUGGCUGGACUUCGGAGGCCCAACAACAGGUCCUAACGGUGGUGAAUUAAUUCCAAUUGAAAAAAUAACUGGCACCUAUCCUUCCAUCUGCAAAGUACCAACACAAGUGGAAUGUCAUGCAAAACAUUUUCCAGGACUUCCUCUUUCACAGCUUGGUCAGACAGUGAAAUGCAAUACAAAAGAUGGAUUAGUUUGCUUGAAUAAAAACCAAGGCCUCACACAGCGGUGCUUUGAUUAUGAGAUCAGAGUGCUCUGUUGUGAUGGAAACUGUGGCAGCAUCCCAACACAUGCACCACUUUCAACCACCACUAGGGUGUCAUCAACAAGAACGUCCACAUCAGCAAGUACAUCAACACCAGCAAUCCAGGCUUCCUCCACUAGUACAAGAAGUUCCCCAAAUUCCACAACACCAAAAACCACAUUUAGUCCUCCCCCUGGAUGUGCUUGCAGUUGGUCAGAUUGGCUGGACUUCGGUGGCCCAACAACAGGUCCUAACGGUGGUGAAUUAAUACCAAUUAAAAAAAUAACUGACAGCUAUCAUUCUCUCUGCAAAUUACCAAUGCAAGUGGAAUGUCGGGCAAAACUUUUCCCUGGACUCCCUUUAUCACAGCUUGGUCAGACAGUGGAAUGUAAUUCCAAAGAUGGACUUGUUUGCUUAAAUAAAAACCAAGGCCUCAUACAGCGGUGCUUUGAUUAUGAGAUUAGAGUUCUCUGUUGUUUUGGAAAAUGUGACAGCCUUCCAACCCACGCACCACUUCCAGCCACUAGUUCAAGCUUUUCUACAACCAUGCUGUCCACUACAACUCCUUUAACAAGUUCUCCAACUUCCACAACACCCAAAACAACUACAUUUAUUCCUCCUCCUGGAUGCGUUUGCAGUUGGUCAGAUUGGCUAGACUUUGAAGGCCCAACAACAGGUCCUAACGGUGGUGAAUUAAUUCCAAUUGAAAAAAUAACUGGCACCUAUCCUUCCAUCUGCAAAGUACCAACACAAGUGGAAUGUCAUGCAAAACAUUUUCCAGGACUUCCUCUUUCACAGCUUGGUCAGACAGUGAAAUGUAAUACAAAAGAUGGAUUAGUUUGCUUGAAUAAAAACCAAGGCCUCACACAGCGGUGCUUUGAUUAUGAGAUCAGAGUGCUCUGUUGUGAUGGAAACUGUGGCAGCCUCCCAACACAUGCACCACUUUCAACCACCACUAGGGUGUCAUCAACAAGAACGUCCACAUCAGCAAGUACAUCAACACCAGCAAUCCAGGCUUCCUCCAGUAGUACAAGAAGUUCCCCAAAUUCCACAACACCAAAAAACACAUUUAGUCCUCACCCUGGAUGUGCUUGCAGUUGGUCAGAUUGGCUGGACUUCGGUGGCCCAACAACAGGUCCUAACGGUGGUGAAUUAAUUCCAAUUGUAAAAAUAACUGGCACCUAUCCUUUCAUCUGCAAAGUACCAGUACAAGUGGAAUGUCAUGCAAAACAUUUUCCAGGACUUCCUCUUUCACAGCUUGGCCAGACAGUGAAAUGUAAUACAAAAGAUGGAUUAGUUUGCUUGAAUAAAAACCAAGGCCUCACACAGCGGUGCUUUGACUAUGAGAUCAGAGUGCUCUGUUGUGAUGGAAACUGUAGUAGCCUCCCAACACAUGCACCACUUCCAGCCACCACUAGGGUGUCAUCAACAAGAACGUCCACAUCAGCAAGUACAUCAACACCAACAGCCCAGGCUUCCUCCACUAGUACAAACAUUUCUACAACUGUAACGUCCACUGCAACUACUUCAAUAAGUUCUUCAACUUCCACAACACCAAAAACAACCACAUUUAGUCCUGGAUGUGCUUGCAGUUGGUCAGAUUGGCUGGACUUUGGAGGCCCAACAACAGGUCCUAACGGUGGUGAAUUAAUACCAAUUAAAAAAAUAACUGACAGCUAUCAUUCUCUUUGUAAAGUACCAAUGCAAGUGGAAUGUCGGGCAAAACUUUAUCCUGGACUUCCUCUUUCACAGCUUGGUCAGACAGUGAAAUGUAAUUCCAAAGAUGGACUUGUUUGCUUAAAUAAAUACCAAGGCCUCAAAAAGCAGUGUUUUGACUAUGAGAUCAGAGUCCUCUGUUGUAGUGGAAACUGUGGCAGCCUCCCAACACAUUCACCACUUCCAGCCACUAGUACAAGUGUUUCUACAACCAUACUGUCCACUACAAAUCAUUUAACAAGUUCUCCAACUUCCACAACACCAAAAACAACCACAUUUAUUCCUCCUCCUGGAUGCAUUUGCAGUUGGUCAGAUUGGCUGGACUUUGGUGGCCCAACAACAGGUCCUGAAGGUGGUGAAGUAAUACCAAUUGAAAAAAUAGCUAACACAUAUCCUUCUCUCUGCAAAGUACCAAUGCAAGUGGAGUGUCGGGGAAAACUUUAUCCUGCACUUCCUCUUUCACAGCUUGGCCAGACAGUAAAAUGUAAUACCAAUGAUGGACUUGUUUGCUUAAAUAAAAACCAAGGCCUCAUACAGCGAUGCUUUGACUAUGAGAUCAAAGUGCUCUGUUGUGUUGGAAACUGUGACAGCCUCCCAACCCACGCACCACUUCCAGUCACCACUAGGGUGUCAUCAACAAGAACGUCCACAUCAGCAAACACAUCCACACCAACAGUCCAGAGUUCUUCUCCAAGUUCCUCAAAAUCAACAACAUAUAGCUCUCCCCCUGGAUGUGUUUGUAGUUGGUCAGAUUGGCUGGACUUCGGAGGCCCAACAACAGGUCCUGAAGGUGGUGAAGUAAUACCAAUUGAAAAAAUAGCUUACACAUAUCCUUCUCUCUGCAAAGUACCAAUGCAAGUGGAAUGUCGGGGAAAACUUUAUCCUGGACUUCCUCUUUCACAGCUUGGCCAGACAGUAAAAUGUAAUGCAAAAGAUGGACUUGUUUGCUUAAAUAAAAACCAAGGCCUCACACAGCGGUGUUUUGACUAUGAGAUCAGAGUUCUCUGUUGUAAUGGAAACUGUGGCAUCCGCCCAACAUAUGCACCGUCAUCAACAAGCAUGUCCACACCAACAGUCCAGAGUUUCUCCAGUUCUACAACUCCCACAAUUGCAACAUCUACUACAACUCCUUCAACAAGUUCUCUAAUUUUCACAAAACCAGAAUCAACCACAUACAGUCCUUCUGCUGGGUGUGCUUGCAGUUGGUCAGAUUGGCUGGACUUCGGGGCCCCAACAACAGGUCCUGAUGGUGGUGAACUAAUACUUAUUAAAGGAAUAUUUGACAUCUAUCCUUCCUUCUGCAAAGUACCAGUGCAAGUGGAAUGUCGUGCGAAAAUGUAUCCUACACUGCUUCUUUCACAACUUGGACAAGUGGUGAAGUGUAAUGCAAAUGAUGGACUGAUUUGUCUGAACAAAGACCAAGAUAUGACACAGCAAUGCUUUGACUAUGAGAUCAGAGUGUCAUGCUGUAACGGAAAUUGUUACAGCUCAACACAGGCACCAAUUACCACUCCUGAUUUGGCACCUUCAGCAACUCCACAUUCAAGCACACUUACUCCUGAAUGCAUUUGUAAUUGGUCAGAAUGGUUUGAUUUUGGAAGCCCAACAACAGGAUCUGAGGGUGGGGAAAUGAUACCCAUUAACGAAAUUAUAAAUGUAUAUCCUAAUACUUCUGCUCCAAUUGAAAUUAAAUGCCGUGCAAAACUUUACCCUGAACUCAAACUAUCACAACUGGGCCAGGUGGUGACAUGUAAUACUAAGGAUGGACUUGUUUGCUUAAACAAGAACCAGGGUGUUACACAGCAAUGUUUUGAUUAUGAGAUUAAAUUGCUUUGUUGUCAAGGAUUGUGUGAAGUGACACCAUCUACAUCGCAAAGUUCAUAUUUUUCCUCUAGUACAAUUUCAACCACAACUUUUCCAGUUCUAUCAGAAUCAACAAAGAGGCCAAGCACAGAACAUCAAGAUUGUUUCUGUGAAAUAAAUGGUGAUACAUUUGCUGAAGGAUAUGUAAUUUAUAAUAUAACUGAUGGUGACGGAUGGUGCUAUAUAGCAAAAUGCGCCAAAACAGAAGAGAUGAAAUGUGAUGUAAUAAAAUUAUCAGUACCCUGUUUAACAACAGUCUCACCCUCAACAUCCACACCAUUUACAGGCAACUGUUAUAAUCAUGUUCCUCCUCUUGCAAAUGGCGAAUCUGUAAAUUGGGGAAAUUGUCAUAUUGACACUUGCAUGAACAGUACAAUCAAACAUUCAGCGGUGGAGUGUGAACCUGUUGAGUAUCCAGUGUGUAUGAAUGGAUAUCCACCACUGAAAAUACCUGAUGAAUCUGGAUGCUGUUACAAAUAUCAGUGUCAAUGUAUCUGCAGUGGCUUUGGAGAUCCACAUUACAUAACAUUUGAUGGAACAUAUUACCCUUUUCAAGGAAACUGCUCUUACGUUCUUGUCAAAGAAAUCAAUUUGAAGUACAAUUUUAGUGUUAUUAUUGACAAUGUCUUCUGUGACUCUGAAGAUGGGCUUUCCUGCCCUAAAUCCCUGACGGUUUACUACAAAUCUUUUGAGAUCUUUAUGGCUCAGGAGAUUUCUGCAGGAGUUGUUACAAAUUUGAUUUAUGUGAACCAAAAGAAAGUCAGUCUGCCAUUUCAGAGUGAAGAGUUUCGUGUCACAGAGAAUGGAAUCGAGUCUCUUGUGGUCAUACCUGAAAUCAGUGCGCAGAUCUAUUUUACCGGCAUGAUGUUUUCCAUUCACCUUCCAUAUCGAGACUUUUAUGGAAACACAGAGGGACAUUGUGGUACAUGUGACAAUAACCAAUCAGAUGACUGUCGCUUGCCUAAUGGCACCAUUGCGUCAUCUUGCCAAGAUAUGGCUUCACAUUGGCAGGUUAAAAACCGCAACAGUGUUUGUCCUCCACCAAAGCCUGAGCCCACACCGAUACCCUGUCCACCUCCAGCCAUCUGUAAAAUCAUUGAGAGCGAGCUCUUUGAGAAAUGUCGCAAGUUGGUCCCUCACGAGCCGUAUGUGAAAGCAUGCAACCUUGAUGUUUGUCAUAUGAGUGAGACCAUCGGCUGUUCCAGCCUGCAGGCGUAUGCAGAUGAAUGUGCUAUGGCAGGAAUCUGUGUGGACUGGAGAUCGGCUACAGACGGAGCGUGUGAUUUGAAAUGCAAAGAGCCACAGGUAUAUAAAGCAUGUGGACCUCAGGUGGAACCAACGUGUGACGAGAGAUUUAACCUCAAAUACAUACAUCAGAAUGAUGCCUUUCGGGCUUUGGAAUCCAUGAUAUGGGAAGGUUGUCAUUGCCCGAAUGGUACCACACUUUUGAGUCCUAAUUCCAAUAUCUGUGUUCCCACCUGUGAGAUUUGUAUGUUACCAAAUGGAGGAUGGAAGAAGGCUAAUGACACAUGGAUGAUGGGAUGUGAGAUGUGCAGAUGUGAGGAAGAAUCCCUGACCGUACACUGUGAAGCUCUUUCAUGUCCUACACAACAUCCAGAUAUCUGUCAUGAGAUUGGUCAGGUUAAGGUUACAGAAACCGUGGACUGCUGUGAGAUAAACAAAUGUGUGUGUGAUGUUGGUCUUUGUCCCAGUAAGAUCUUCACUUGUCCUGUUGGAUUCAGUGUGGAGAUAACAAUGGGAGUCUGCUGUCCGAUCUAUCACUGCUUGCCAAAACCUGUUUGUGUGUUCAAUCAUACUGAAUAUAAGCCUGGAGCACUUGUGCCUGUCAGUCAGUGUGAGAAUUGUCUAUGUAGUGAUAAUGUGGAUCCUGAGACUCGACUACAUUCAAUUAAAUGUCAAGCAGCUCAGUGUGACACAUAUUGUCAAGUGGGAUUCGAGUAUCAGCCGGUUUCUGGUCAAUGUUGUGGACAGUGUGUGCAGACCAGCUGUGUUACUGUGUAUGCAGGAAACAUCACACAAACCAUAGAACCUGGUAAGGUUUGGUCUCCACCUGGUGACAAGUGUGUGAAAUUUGAAUGUGUGAAGAUUGAAACGCAGUUUAUUACAAUGGAGGCAAAGACUGUUUGUCCAUACUUCAAUCCAGAUGAAUGUGUACCUGGAACAGAGUUCAUUGCUCCUGAUGGAUGUUGUCAUUCAUGUGUAACCGUACAAAGCAAUUGCAAUGUCAGUAAGAUGUCAACGUAUCUGGAGAGCGACGGUUGCAAGACCGCAAUGCCGGUGGAGAUGGGCACAUGUGACGGCUCCUGUAACACAUACUCUAUGUACUCCAUGAAAGACAAAGCCGUACAACAUUCAUGUUCUUGUUGUCGAGAAAUGGCGACAUCAGAGAAGAAAGCAGAUCUUGUGUGUCCAGACGGAUCCACGAUCACACAAACGUAUAUCUACAUAGAGAAAUGUGGCUGUGUGGAGACCGACUGUGCUGUUCAGCAGAAGUCAAUGAUAAAACAACGACGCAAACGUGGAUGAUGUAGAGCUCAUAAUACUAAAAUCACUCUGUUACACUCUGUAUUUAUGACUUAACUUCAUUAUAUAUCUCUUCAUCUCUGUUAUUAUUUCCUUUCACAACUCAAUAAACUCAAUAAAUAAUUGCACAGUGAUCUUAGUCUUGUGAAUGUGGAGAAAGUGUCUAUUUAAA
Messenger RNA from Misgurnus anguillicaudatus (oriental weatherfish), 17284 nucleotides. It is a transcript of the gene muc5f, whose product is annotated as mucin 5f. NCBI's taxonomy places the organism in Eukaryota, Metazoa, Chordata, Actinopteri, Cypriniformes, Cobitidae. The record is from RefSeq and is a predicted model, not a curated record. Gene Ontology annotation, molecular function: protein binding.